Messenger RNA from Entamoeba dispar SAW760, 1251 nucleotides. RefSeq lists its product as uncharacterized. The transcript has a single exon. The record is from RefSeq and is a predicted model, not a curated record. Bases 1 to 1251 code for a protein of 416 amino acids. Gene Ontology annotation, biological process: response to heat; protein refolding. Gene Ontology annotation, cellular component: cytosol; cytoplasm. Gene Ontology annotation, molecular function: ATP binding; Hsp70 protein binding. NCBI's taxonomy places the organism in Eukaryota, Evosea, Mastigamoebida, Endamoebidae.
AUGUCAGUGAGAGAAACCGGUUAUUAUGAUUCUCUUGGAAUUAAACCAACAGCCAGCGAUGAAGAAAUUAAGAAAGCGUAUAGAAAAUUAGCAAUAAAGUAUCACCCAGAUAAAAACCCAGGAGAUAAAAAUGCUGAAGAAAAAUUUAAAGAAAUUACAGAAGCGUAUGCAGUUCUUUCUGACCAUCAAAAGAGAGAAAUGUAUGAUAAGUAUGGAAAGAAAGGACUUGAAGAAGGAGGAAUGGGAGGAUUUGAUAUGAAUGAUAUUUUAUCACAAUUCUUUGGUGGAGGAUUCGGAGGAUUUGGUGGAGGAUUUGGUGGAGGAUUUGGUGGAUUUGAAAGAAAGUCUUCUGGUCCAAGAAAAGGUAAAUCAAUUCAAGUCUCAUUAAACUGUACUUUAGAAGAUUUAUAUAAUGGAAAAACUUUUAAAAGAAAGAUUACACAUGAUAUUAUUUGUAAAGCAUGUUCUGGAAAUGGAACUAAAUCAGGGGCUAAGGCACAGACAUGCAACACUUGUAAAGGAAAUGGAUUUAGAGUUGUUCGUGUCCAACAAGGUUUUUGCAUUAUGCAAAGUCAAGAAGUUUGUCCUAAAUGUAAAGGAAAAGGGGUUGUUGUUAAUGAAAAAGAUUUAUGUAAAAUGUGUCAUGGAGAUAAAGUUGUAAGUGAAGAAAAAAUACUUGAAGUUAUUGUUCAGCCAGGAACUAAAGACAAAGAAACAAUUGUCUUUCCAGGAGAGUCUGAUCAAGCACCAGGUAUAAUUGCAGGAGAUGUCAUAUUUGUAAUUCAAACUAAAGAACAUUCAAUAUUUGAACGUAAAGAAAAUAAUUUGGUUAUGAACAAAAAAAUUACUUUGAAUGAAGCUUUGACUGGUGUUGUUUUCACUGUUAAAACAUUAGAUGGAAGAGAACUUUUUAUUGAAGGAAAAGAUGUUAUUCAACCAAAAAGUUAUAUGAAAGUAAUUGGUGAAGGUUUUACCAUUAAACAUCAUCCAGAAGAACGUGGUGAUUUAUAUAUCUAUUUUGAAGUCAAAUUCCCUACAACUACUGAAAUUAAAAAUUCUCUUAAUGCGUUAAAGAAAGUACUUCCUUCUGGAAGCACUCCUCCAAUGAAAGAUGAUAAACAUACUAUUUGUACACUCAUUCCAUCUUCUGCACCUAGUGAAUCUUCUAAAAAUAGUUAUAGACAACCUCAUAUGGAUGUAGAAGAUGAUGAAGAAGACCCAAGAGGAGGUGUUCAAUGUGCUGCACAAUAA